AUGAAGUUUUUGGCGAUCUUAAAAAUCGCAAACUCAGCCCACCGCACGUUUCUCGUGGCUCCUGUGGUCGCCCUCCUUCCCGGCCAACUCAAAACAGACACAGACCAGGACGAAACCACACGCAGACGACCUUUCCUGUGCCGGGAGUCACUGAGUGGCCAGGCCGUGGGACGGCCUCUUGUCGCCUCCGUGGGCCUCAAUGUUCCUGCUUCUGUUCGUUACUCCCAUACAGAUGUCAGAGUACCCGACUUCUCCGACUAUCGUCGUGCCGAAGUUUUAGAUAGUACAAAGUCUUCCAAAGAGAGCAGUGAGGUUAGAAAAGGCUUCUCAUAUUUGGUAACUGCAACAGCUACUGUGGGUGUUGCGUAUGCUGCCAAGAAUGUCGUCUCCCAGUUUGUUUCCAGCAUGAGUGCUUCUGCUGAUGUAUUGGCCAUGUCGAAGAUUGAAAUCAAGCUGUCUGAUAUUCCAGAAGGCAAAAACAUGGCUUUCAAGUGGAGAGGCAAACCUCUGUUUGUGCGCCAUAGAACCCAGAAGGAAAUUGAUCAAGAAGCUGCAGUCGAAGUGUCCCAGUUGAGGGACCCGCAGCAUGAUUUAGAACGAGUAAAGAAACCUGAAUGGGUUAUCCUGAUAGGUGUGUGUACUCAUCUUGGUUGUGUGCCCAUUGCAAAUGCAGGAGAUUUUGGAGGUUAUUACUGCCCUUGCCAUGGGUCACACUACGAUGCCUCUGGCAGGAUCAGGAAGGGGCCUGCACCUCUCAACCUUGAAGUUCCCACAUAUGAGUUCACCAGUGAUGAUUUAGUGAUUGUUGGUUAGAGACUUGGACUCAAGUCCUAGGCUUCUUUCAGUCUUCAUGUCUCCUCAGAAGAAGAGUUGAGAGCAAGCUGUCUGUACUUCAAGUUGGUUACUUUGAAACAUUUAAAAAUUGUUAAUUAUUUGCACACAUUAAUGUGAAGUGAAUUUAAUGUGGAAAUCUUUCAAACAUUCACUUAAUAAAGCCACUGCUAAACAUUGAUAAGCUCAGUCAUAGUCUUAAAAGGUACAAUGUCUUUGAUAACCUAAUUCUAAUUAAAAGUUACAGACUGUUGUACAAGAUUUUUUGGAAAUCUAUAAUUGACUUUCUCAUUUACUUUCUUGUCCAAAUAUUUGUUUCCUGCUGUAUGUCAAGGCACAGAUUCUUCAGAGCUUCUUGUUAGGAUGGGUAACAUUAGCUGGUCAUCUCCAAAGCAGUUUAUGUCUUUUUCGACAGAAUUUAGCAAAUGUCCUAUGUUCUCUUGCACUGUGAUCUUUGUGAUAAUGUUGAUUGUAAUCUAUGGGAAAGAGUGUUGCAGAGGUAUUGGCACCUCUGAGGGUUUUCCUUCAGGUAUGGUUAGCUGUUUUUUUUUGGGGGGGUGGCAUCCUAUAAGGGAGUGUGCAGUACUUAGAAUUCUUUAAUUUCAAGAAACAGUGAUGGGGUAAUGAUUUAGAGAAGCUUUCCAAAACGGGAGUGCUUCUCUGUUAUUUCCUUCAUUUGGCUUGGGGGUGUUCAUGUCCCUAAUACUCCUGUGUCUACCCUAUCAAGAGGCAGAACGGAGCAUCUGAGACUUUAUACUGUCUUGUAACAAAUGACCCUGCUGGUUUCAUUUGUAGUGGUUACAUUUUCAUGUGUUUCUUCCGGUUAGCUUUGCAGAAUUCAUCAUUUCACUGUGAGGAGGUGGGAUUUGAGCACAUCAGCAUUGACAUUUUAUGUCCUUCUGCCUCCAGUCUAGACCUGGCCUCAAACAGUUAACACAGGUGAAACAGGACUGAGGUGUGAUAUUCCCCUUGGGAGGAGGAGUGGGCUUUGCCGUUUGUAGAACAUCACAGCUACUUUUUGAUAGAUUGGCUUGGGUUGUUGGGAGGUUGGUCAGUAACAUAUGCACUGUACAAAAUCUGCAUGCACACUUGUAAAAUAGCAAAUGAGUUUAAGGCUGUCCAAAGGGGAUUUACUAUGGAGAGUUCCAUUAUUUAAUGUUAGCAGCUAAGUGUUUGUAUCAAAAAAAUAAAUACCAAAAUUUCUGUUAAUCAUUCUAAAA
Fukomys damarensis (Damara mole-rat) is the source of this 2051-nucleotide messenger RNA. RefSeq names its product cytochrome b-c1 complex subunit Rieske, mitochondrial. The transcript is spliced from 3 exons. The coding region runs from base 1 to 813 and encodes 270 amino acids. Gene Ontology annotation, cellular component: membrane. The record is from RefSeq and is a predicted model, not a curated record. Gene Ontology annotation, molecular function: quinol-cytochrome-c reductase activity; 2 iron, 2 sulfur cluster binding. Gene Ontology annotation, biological process: mitochondrial electron transport, ubiquinol to cytochrome c. Lineage: Eukaryota; Metazoa; Chordata; Mammalia; Rodentia; Bathyergidae.